Rotaria sp. Silwood2 is the source of this 276-nucleotide messenger RNA. Lineage: Eukaryota; Metazoa; Rotifera; Eurotatoria; Philodinida; Philodinidae. The record is from the annotation of a GenBank genome assembly.
AUGGGACAAAGCUCUGAACCAUCUGCUAUUGCUAUUGCGGACUUGAAUAAAGACAAUCUAAUGGAUAUUGUUGUAACUAAUAGUGGCGCCAAUGCUGUACUUAUUUUCUUCGGAUUAGGCAACGGAACAUUUUUUAAUCCAAAAUCAUAUUCUCUUGCUUAUGGAUCUCGCCCAGCAUCCGUUGCUAUUGCAGAUUUUAACAAUGAUACUUUGCUGGAUAUCGUUGUUGCCAAUUAUGGUUCUGGUUAUGUAGAAGUACUCGUGCAGACUUGUUAA